Messenger RNA from Williopsis jadinii, 555 nucleotides. RefSeq lists its product as uncharacterized. Lineage: Eukaryota; Fungi; Ascomycota; Saccharomycetes; Phaffomycetales; Wickerhamomycetaceae. The record is from RefSeq and is a predicted model, not a curated record. The coding region runs from base 1 to 555 and encodes 184 amino acids. The transcript is spliced from 3 exons.
AUGGAAUUAACCAGAGAAGAAAUUGUUGUUGAAUUUGCCAAUAUUGAACCAAUAGCACCAACAAAUUCAGAAGAUCGUACUUCUCUAUUUCCAGAGGUUAAAGAAAUGAUUGAUGCACGCCAUACGAGAACAGAGCAGGGAGCUGAAGAAAGCUCAUGGACAGAAAUUACACCGCCAAACCAUCACGAUACUGCUCUAUACUUCAAAGCCGAAUUACAAGAUCUGAUGACCAUAUUCACUCAAGAUGAUUCACCUUCAACCUUGCUAGCUUUUACCGCAAAUCCAAAGACACCAUCGUUGUACAAAUUGGUUGCACUAUUUGGUUCCACAAAAUAUGUCCCAAUAAUGUUCAGGAGGAAAGUUCUCAAGAUUGUUUACAUCACAGAGCUCCAAAAUAGGGGAUUGCCGCAUAUUCAUUGCGUUAUCGAAUUCGACCCUGAAGGUGGUGAAACAACCGCAGAAGUUUUUGACGAGUGGAUCAAUGCUACAAUUCCAAGCCAAGAAAACCCAGAACUUGGUGCAUUGGUUCAGCAAUGCAUGACCCAUCAUGGUUAA